CAACACUCAUUUUGUGUCAGACGCAACACGACGUGUAUUCCUUGAGAAUUUGGCCGUCAUUUUGUUAAUAUUUGUGUAUUUUGUCGGCGAUUUUAUGUGAUUAAUCAUAAAAAUGGCGAAAUUGGUUGACAUAUAUAAUAGCGAAAAAGAACCCGUGAUUAAAAGACGACAAUUACCGUUAACUAUCUAUGAAAACCUUACAAUGAUUAUGGAUUUAAACACAAUGGGGCUUAUUUGUGACAAUCCCCAAGUGAAAGGCCGCGAAUACGAAGAGUUCAUGCGCAAAUAUAGAGUUCUCUCCACUGACGAACUAAAGGCUGCGCUCAGAGUAGACGCCUCCGAUAUUUUUAAUGUACUGAAUCAAAGCAUUCCUUGUGUUGGCUGUCGAAGAAGUGUGGAACGGCUUUUCUAUCAGUUAUGCAAAUCAGGGCACCCAACGCUAGACCCAUUAGUUCUAACACCAGAUGAAUUGAUGACCAUCAGAGAGGACAAAAUUAUACAUCCACAAUCACUUGCCACUUUGUUAAACGGUCACAGCACGGGCAUAGAGUGUUUGAUCCUAAGUCAGCCGAGGUGGAAGAAGUCCCAGCGGUGCACGCUGCACUCUCUGGAGGCAGGCACGGCGCGUGGAUGGGGCGCGGCGGCGGCAGCGGGCGCGGCGGCGGGCGCGGCCUGUAGCUGGGGCUGGGGCGCCUGGGGCUGGGGCGGCCGGGCCGCGUGGCGCGCCGCCUGGGACGCGAUGCGCGCCUCCGCGCGGGAUCACGUCACCCUUGUGCACUUCAACACCCUACACGACACCUUACACAACUACCUGAGGAAACACCGCUUCUGUACUGAUUGCAAAACUAAGGUCCUACGAGCAUAUCAACUGUUGGUUGAAGAAAAAGAGCCGCAAAAAGAAAAGGGUUAUGUUGGAGCACUAUACGGUGGCAUAAAGAGAUGUCUGCUAGACAAACACUUGCAUUUACAGGCGAAAACCGAUUAUAUCGCGCACCUCAUAGCUCGGGCAGAGCCAGAGCUUCUUGGAAACCACCGUGAAAGGCAUGCAAAGACACUUGAAAUUGCACAAGAAGAAGUGCUUAUAUGUCUUGGAAUAUGCAUUUAUGAGCGACUCCAACGCAUUUCUCUGCGACUUCGCGAGGAAGAAGGAACAUGUCAAACUCUCGCAGCAGUCGCCAUUGAGGCACUGUACCGCAAGUUCGAAACUGCUGUGGAACAAAAGAGCGGGGUCUCUAAACUACAGCUACUGUAUGAUGAAAUUACCCAAGAAGAACUGACUAGGCAGCAGCGAAAGGAACAGAAGAAACUCAAAAGGCGCAAGAAGAAGGAAAGGCAGGCUGUUGAGAGCAAAUGCAAGGAGGUUGAUUCUGAAGAACCAGAAGAAAAGUGCCAAUGUGAAGAAUGUUUGCUAGAAGAAAGAGAUACACCUACUGACCUGCUUUCGCCGCGAGAUUACAACCAGUGCUACGAAGCCAGUGGAGACGGAGACAGCUGCCAGUCGUGUCACGACGACUCUGUCCAACGCCGCUCACCAAAAAAGACCGCCAAGAAAAGGAACAAAAACGGAAACCUAUCGCCCAACGAUCACUCUCAAGACUGUGGCUAUUCUUCAGGGAACAAUGGCGGCUGCUGCGAAACCAUGUCUGGCUCCUCGUCACUCAUGAGCUCACCCGAAGGGUCCGAGGUUGCGUGUUCCGAAGGAUUUUGCAAUCACGAGAGAGGUGACUGUUUAGACUCCAAAAACGAAAAGGGUUCUUGCGCUGGCUUUACGCUUUCUCUACAGGAAAUGUUAAUGGACACGUGUUCCUCGGACGAUGAGCAAGACACCAGUUAUAUUCCUAUAGAAGAGGUUUUAGAAUUCAAAUCCCGUAGGAACAUAACAGAGAAAAGACAAGAACUUCGGCAGAACCUCCGGCAGAAGUUUGCUCAGCUGUGCGUGAAUCCGCCGCGCGCGCAGGACGAUCAAGCCUAGCUCCCAGUCUCUGAGACACUUCAACUGCACUAUAUUCAAUAUUCAAAGUCAUUUUCCUCCAAAAUGACAUAAACAUAUAACUGCUUCAAGGUCUGUAGAACUGUUCUGUAAUGUAUUUUGAUGAACAAUCCAAUUAAGUCAAUCCUCUGGUACGGUUAACGGUUUUGAACAGCAAAGAAACCACAUUCUGCAUGUUUUUAUUUAGGUUACAUUGUAGUUACAGAUAUCUGAGAAGUUGCCCGUCAGUUUAAUCCGAUUCUAGGACCCAAUAGGAUGACCCAUUUCAAGAAUAAAUAGCUUUCAGUAAAUAGAAUAGUUUGUUGUCUAACUUAUAACUACAUCAAAAUGUUCCUUGAAUAAGAUGUUUAAGUUGAAAUGUUAACAUGAAAAUAUAUUCCAUAUUCAAUGUGAUACUAUUUCCUGUAGGUCUGUAUUUUUUUGCUAAAAUAGUAGACUGGAAAAUAAAAUAGUUGCAAUAUUAUGUCAGUUGUUUGUUUCGUCAGCACCAGACUGCAAUUAAAUUAGUUGUUGUAUUUUUAAUUUAAUUACCCUUUUGAGUUACACAUAGUGCAAUAGGACAUUUUGAUUGUAGAUCACAUACUUUACAACACUUGUUUGUGAAAAUAUGUCCACAUUAUCAAGUUCCAGAAUUGAUCACUGUUCCAAGAUGAGGAAGACAAUGGGUGCUUGUAGGUAAUACAGAUAUUGUAGAUGAUAUUAUAACUUACACUCAAUAUCGGUGGUACAGAAAUCUUUGUUAAAUCAUGUUUAUAAAAUAUGAAUGAAAAAUAAUUUUAAGGCUAAAACAAGUGCAAGUUUGAAGAAUUCCAACUGUUUCAAUGAAGAAUUUGACUGGAUAAAACCCAGCAUUUAAAAGAAUAUUUACUAUUUAAAUUGUUAGAAAGCUUAGUAAUGAGAUAUUUAAAGUAGCAUUUUUUGAUCAAAUUAUUUUAUUUUCAAUUUGUGCUUAUGUGAUUCAAUAUUAUGUGGUACAUGAUGAAUUAAUUAUUGCUCGUUAAGAAGCUUCAAAAGGAACGAGGAUGGGAGUUACCUUGGCUAUUUUGCCAUUGUUAUUGAAAUCAAAAACAUUUGUAACUCAGUUUUA
Messenger RNA from Ostrinia furnacalis (Asian corn borer), 3077 nucleotides. Its product is annotated as gametogenetin-binding protein 2-like. NCBI's taxonomy places the organism in Eukaryota, Metazoa, Arthropoda, Insecta, Lepidoptera, Crambidae. Gene Ontology annotation, cellular component: nucleus; cytoplasm. Bases 113 to 1972 code for a protein of 619 amino acids. The record is from RefSeq and is a predicted model, not a curated record. The transcript has 8 exons.